Molecule: messenger RNA, 1865 nt
Organism: Impatiens glandulifera
Lineage: Eukaryota; Viridiplantae; Streptophyta; Magnoliopsida; Ericales; Balsaminaceae
Product: dihydrolipoyllysine-residue acetyltransferase component 5 of pyruvate dehydrogenase complex, chloroplastic
Exons: 6
Coding region: 235-1647 (470 amino acids)
Biological process (GO): pyruvate decarboxylation to acetyl-CoA
Cellular component (GO): chloroplast thylakoid; pyruvate dehydrogenase complex; chloroplast envelope
Molecular function (GO): dihydrolipoyllysine-residue acetyltransferase activity
Source: RefSeq, a predicted model, not a curated record
CCCAUGUGUUGAAAUGAAAUGACGUCCAAUUCAAAGAUUGAACUGAUGAGAGUGUCUUGAGACCUCCGCCGUCAUCGAUUUCAUCGAUGAAAUAGAUACCCAUUCUUUCUUUACUUCCUUCGACUUCUUUAGUUUUAGUUCUAGUUCUGGUCUAUACCCAUUACCCAACAACAAGAUCAACCCUUCUUCUCUCUAUCUCUCUUGUCUGAUCGAUCACUCUGCUUACCAACAACAAUGGCUCAUCUUCUCAACACCGCAUUCAUACCCUCAUCUUCAUCCCUCCGCCGUCACUCACCUGCAUUCUCUUCUCCUGCAUUUCUCUCUUCCACUGUCAGAAAAGCCCCAAUUGAAUCUAAGAUCAGGGAAAUCUUCAUGCCGGCGCUAAGCUCAACCAUGACCGAGGGAAAGAUCGUUUCUUGGAUCAAAUCUGAGGGCGACAAGCUCUCCAAGGGCGAGUCUGUAGUAGUUGUCGAAUCCGACAAGGCCGACAUGGAUGUCGAGACUUUCUACGAUGGUUAUCUAGCUGCCAUCAUGGUUGAAGAAGGAGGAAUCGCCCCCGUCGGUUCAGCCAUCGCUUUCCUUGCUGAAAACGAGGACGAAAUUUCCGAAGCCAAAUCCAAGGCAUCAUCCAAUUCACCUUCUUCUUCUACCACUUCUCCUGCUCCUGCUCCUGUUCCAGCUCCAGCUCCGGCUGAAUCAUCAACCCUUUCCGCCGCAUCUCCUCCGGUUAUUAAAUCAUCUGCGGUGGUUGCUGCUUCCUCUGCCCAUCCUGCAUCGGAGGGAGGGAAAAGGAUCGUCGCUUCUCCAUACGCCAAGAAAUUAAGCAAGGAAUUGAACGUAGACUUGAGUAGCGUGAUUGGAACCGGACCUAUGGGGAGGAUUGUGGCUAAGGAUGUUGAGGCUGCAAAUGAGGAGAUCUCCAAACCGAGCUUGGUGGGUAAUGUUGCAGCAGCUAAACCUAGCGCUGGUGUUGAAUUGGGUUCGGUUGUUCCAUUUACAACGAUGCAGAAUGCUGUUAGUAGAAACAUGGUUGAGAGCCUUUCUGUCCCAACUUUCAGAGUUGGCUACACCAUAACCACAAACGCCCUUGAUGCUCUUUACAAGAAGAUCAAAUCAAAGGGAGUUACUAUGACUGCAUUGUUAGCGAAGGCGACUGCUCUUGCUUUGGUUAAGCAUCCUGUUGUGAACUCUAGCUGUAGAGAUGGGAAGAGUUUUACUUAUAAUUCUAGCAUCAACAUUGCAGUUGCAGUGGCUAUAGAUGGUGGAUUGAUUACUCCGGUCCUUCAAGAUGCAGACAAGCUUGAUAUUUAUUCCUUGUCGAGGAAAUGGAAAGAACUAGUUGACAAGGCACGGUUGAAGCAACUUCAACCUCAGGAAUACACUACAGGAACAUUUACUCUAUCCAACCUAGGAAUGUUUGGUGUUGAUCGUUUUGACGCCAUCCUCCCACCAGGAACUGGUGCGAUCAUGGCUGUUGGAGCGUCUCAACCGUCGCUAGUGGGCACAAAGGACGGGCGUAUAGGCCUAAAGAGCCAGAUGCAGGUUAAUGUCACAGCCGAUCAUCGUGUCAUAUAUGGGGCAGAUCUUGCUGGAUUCUUGCAGACAUUAUCUCAGAUAAUCGAGGAUCCAAGUGACCUUACCCUAUAAUUUUCUUCCCAUUCUAUAAAACCCUUUUGUCUCUUCGAUUUUUCUAGUUAAUCAAUCACUUUAUGCUUACAAUUGACGUAUGAAAAAUGAGGUAACAACUGAAGGAGUCGCCGAUAUUUUCCAUUAUUCAAUUUCCAUCCAUUUCUGUUGUGUUUGCUAAAUGAAUAGCUUUUCGAAGUUGGAUAUUCACAAGAAUUAUACAUGCUUUUUUUAUUGCA